Molecule: messenger RNA, 921 nt
Organism: Emiliania huxleyi CCMP1516
Lineage: Eukaryota; Haptophyta; Isochrysidales; Noelaerhabdaceae
Exons: 5
Coding region: 1-921 (306 amino acids)
Source: RefSeq, a predicted model, not a curated record
AUGGCGGCCUCGCCCGCCAUCGACCUGGGAGAGACGCUCGCGGCUCUGUUCAAGCGCGCGCGCGUCGCCGACAACCUCUACCGCAGGUAUGAGGGGCGGCUCGCGGAGCUGGGCGUUGGCGACGCUGGCGACCUCCUCGAGGAGGUCGCUGAGAAGCAGAAGGGCAUCGGCUCGCUCGACAUCCACGACCGCCAGGCGGAGAAGCUCCGCCGGGCUCUUCUCGGCCGGCGGGGCUGGGGGGACGCAGCUGCGGCCGCAGAAGGUGGGUCCGGAGGUGGGACCGAGGGAUCCAGUUUGGACCCCUUGGAGCCCGCGCUGCCGGAGAGUGGCGAUGGGACGAUCGCUGCCGCGGGGGGGGAGGAGGAGGGGCCCGACACCGCGGCGGGUUUGGCUGCUGAGCGGCCCAACCCAGUGGAGGAGGCCACGGGUUCUGAGGCGGGCGAGGCGGCUGCUGAGGCGUUGGCGGAGGCGGCGGUCGACGCCGUCUACGGGGCGCUCGUGGCGGCGACGCUCGAGGAGUGGGCUGGAGCGAGCACGGACAACCCCAUCUCCGCGGCGGACGCUCGAGGCCCAGGCCUCGAGUGUCAGCAGUGCUUUGGGAGCUUUUACGACGAGUUUGGCGUGGAGCCGUGGCUGUGGCGCCGGGCGUUGCGUGAGGGCUGGUCGGAGCUGGGGGGCUGGUCGAGAGAGGAGAUGGAGGCGGCGGAGAAGGAGAUCUGGCGCGGCGAGAGUUCUGAGAUCUCUCAGCUAGGCGAGUGGGUCUGCGAUGCUUGCCUGGAAGGCUUCUUGGGGGGUGGCUUCGGCGACUACUCGAUGCUGCGGAAGGGGCAUGCGCCGUCUGCGAAUCACCCCUGGAUAGGGGAGGGUUGGGAAGGGGGGGCGAGGCCGGAGGAGUAUGACGGCCUCUUCGACGGCCCAUAA